Messenger RNA from Etheostoma spectabile (orangethroat darter), 6313 nucleotides. Its product is annotated as cell adhesion molecule 1-like. The record is from RefSeq and is a predicted model, not a curated record. Gene Ontology annotation, biological process: susceptibility to natural killer cell mediated cytotoxicity; homophilic cell-cell adhesion; detection of stimulus. Gene Ontology annotation, molecular function: signaling receptor binding. Gene Ontology annotation, cellular component: plasma membrane; synapse; neuron projection. NCBI's taxonomy places the organism in Eukaryota, Metazoa, Chordata, Actinopteri, Perciformes, Percidae.
UUUCUCGCAUCUCAUUAACUGAGUCCCGUCGUAGCUAUAGGUGAAGCUGCCUCUCUCUGCCAUACUGAAGCAGGUGUCCAACAUGGCGAACGCUGGCAGCGGCUCUCUCGCGACUAUUCUCUUUUUAUUCAUGUUUCAAGCGGCUCUUCUUAAAGGAGCAGCACAAGAACCAGUGGUGAGUCAGAACCUGGUGACAGACAAUGUGUCGGUGGUGGAGGGCGAGAUGGCGAUCAUCAGCUGUCGGGUGAAGAACAACGACGACUCUGUUAUCCAGUUGCUCAACCCCAACAGACAAACAAUUUACUUCAGAGACAUGAGACCACUGAAAGACGCUCGCUUUCAGCUGGUGAACUUCUCAGACAACGAGCUGCGGGUGUCGCUGUCAAAUGUCUCGCUGUCAGACGAGGGUCGAUAUGUUUGCCAGCUCUACACAGACCCCCCGCAGGAAGCCUACGCUGACAUCACCGUGCUAGUUCCCCCAGGUAACCCCAUCAUCGAGGCCCGGGAUGAGGUCCUGAGCGAGGGCAACGAGACAGAGAUGACCUGCACUGCCAUGAGCAGUAAGCCUGCCGCUACCAUCAGAUGGAUGAAGGGAGAUAAAGAGCUUCCAGGCAAGCCCAGAGUUGAGCUGACCUACGACAGGAUGUACACAGUAACCAGCCGGCUGACAUUCAUUGUUAGUAAGGAGGACGAUGGUGUGCCAGUGGCUUGCAUCGUAGACCACCCUGCAGUCAAGGACUUCCAAGCACAGAAAUACCUGGAGGUCCAGUGUAAACCAAUCAAAAUCGGGGUAGAAUUUCCUCAGGGUCUGACCAGGGAGGGGAACCUGGAACUGACGUGUCAGGCCAAGGCAAACCCACAGCCACAGCGGGUGAACUGGGUGAAAGUAGAUGACGAUGUGCCAUCCCAUGCCGUCAUCACCGGCGGUGAUCUUUACAUUGAAAAUCUAAACAAGUCCUACAACGGAACCUACCGCUGUGUGGCCUCCAACACAGUCGGGGAGUCUUUCGACGACUACAUCCUCUACGUCUAUGAUGCUCCCACCACUACCCCUAUACCCACCACAGCCACAACCACUACCACCACCAUCACCACCACCACUAUCUCCUUCCCUGAAGCCAAUCAAGACACUGCGCCCAGCACUGAACCUGCAGCUCAUGAUUCCCGAGCUGGAGAAGGAGCACCCAGAACGGUGGACCAUGCAGUGAUUGGAGGAGUGGUGGCCGUGGUCGUCUUCGCCAUGCUCUGUCUACUCAUCGUCUUGGGGCGCUACUUUGCAAGACACAAAGGUACCUACUUCACACACGAAGCCAAAGGAGCAGACGAUGCAGCCGACGCAGAUACAGCCAUCAUCAACGCAGAGGGUGGCCACACCAACUCGGACGAAAAGAAAGAGUACUACAUCUAAUCAAAGCAGGACCCCUCACUCUAGUGUCCCCUUUGGGACACAGAGCUGGUUUUGGGGCUGGGGCAGAUGGAGAGGGGGGUUUGAUGGAGGGAUUUAAAUGUGGUUUAGGAUCACUUUUAGUGAGAGUAGAGGGGUCGAGGAAUAGAAAAGAGAUGGGGUUUUAAAGACAGGCCUGGUUUUAAGCCGUUGUUUAGUCUAGUCUGCAGAUGUAGAUGGAAUGUUUUGUGUGUAAAAAAAAUUAAAAAUCAAAAAAGGACAAAAAACGGGAGGGUUCGGGUUAUCGGUAAACUGAGAAGGGGAUGGGGUUGGGGGUGGUAAGGGUGUGCCAGACGUUGCCAGAAAUCACUGUAGAGAGCUUCACCAUUUGACACCUUCCUCCCUAACUGCUGGUACGAAUUUUAUUUAGUUCAACCAUUUGCAGAAAAUUCUGUGCCUUGUUCUAUCCAUACUUUGGAUUUGUGUUGAUCCUCAUUUGCAUAACCUUGUUGCUCCCCUUUAUCCUGUUUCAUCUUUCCCACUCGUAAUCAUCAACGUGCUGUUGGCUUUUGUAUGAGGGUAAAAUUACACAGCCACUUUAUUCAUUUCGCUAAAUGUGUCUGCACACACGUGUCCUCUACUGCAUAACAAAAACUCCUUCCAGUAUACUGUGAUUUGUCUCAAACCAUUACUUCCCCUACUCUUUUUUCCCUGGAGUUUUGACAGCUCCAAAAAUGCAUGGAAUGCUUUACAUAUCAUUGUACAAAGAACAUAAAUGAGAAACAGGUUUGAUGUACUGCAUAUGCUCUUCCUUUCCUCUCCUAAACACAACCACAUUCAAAACAUUAUUCAAAAAAGAAGGCGACAAAGGAUAAUAUAAAAUUAUUUUAUUGGGCCUAUUCCAUUUGUUUUUUCAGUUUGUUCUUUAGAGCAGCUUUACUGCUGCCUCUCCUCAAUUACCCUUCUCAGUAAAGAGAAGUGGUACAUUAUUUGUCCUCAUUGCGCUGCCAUUUCAUUGUUUCGAAUUCUUUCUCUGCUCAGUGCUAUUUUUCUUCUAUGAGUCUGAAUGUUAGCUCUCUGUUUCCCCACCAGCUUUUAUUGAGUUGUGAUGGUGUGUUAAUAAUGAGAUUCAGCUGAUUUCAAUCUGCUCAUACUCAUAGAAUAUAUUUCUUACCAAUGGGAAAGUAAAACAAGUAAAUUAAAGUUGUUUGGCGGAUUCUAAGUCAAGAUGUCUUGGUAAGAAAUGGCUGUUGAAUAAUAUUUGGUAUUAACAUUUGCCAACCAGUAGCCAAAAGAUGCUGCUAACAUAACUUAACAGAAAGAGAAACAUCCUUAACCAAACUGUAACAACCGUUCUCACUCCAUAUCAAAAAUGGCAGCUUGGUCAGUGGCCCUCGGCAUAUAGCGUCUGUGUGAGCCGCACUGGGCUUUCAACUGCUUGGCUGCUGCACAGUGAGAUGAUGUAGUAUAAAGAGGAAAAAAGUCCACAUAGGGAAGAUAAUAAUGAAAAAGCAACAAAGUUGGUUGAUUGAUUGAUUGAUUGAUUGAUUGAUUGAUUGAUUGAUUGAUUGAUUGAUUGAAUGCCAAGGGGUUCUGGCCAAGCAACCGUAUGGGUUAAGUUGGGAGUGAUAAUGUGUUGACUGAAACACAUUUAAAUUUAUUCACGGAAUACAUAAGCUGCACAAAACAUCCUCCCUACAGUGUGUUGAUCUCACAGACACACAAUAAAAUGUAAAUCAAUCCAAUGAAAUCACAGCUGUAUUGUACACUAAUCCUUACUAAGACAUUUUUUUUUUACCUUCACUUUUACCUUUUUGUAUUUUAUUGUGUCACAAUCAUUGUGAGUUUCUUUCAAAAUGUAAAACAAGUCAAUGUUGGGGUGACUAAUUGUCUUCAAACUGAAAUAUUCUGAGAGACAGGCCAGUCUUUCCGCUUGCAUUACACCUUUUGAAUAUAUUUUGCUUUGGUGCAGCAGCUUGUGUAAACAGUUGAUAGUUUAUUGCAUGAAUGUACAUGCUAAAACUCAUUAUUUUUGUUUCUCUAUCUUGCUUUAUGUAUCACCUGCCAAAACUGUAUGAGGAUCUGUUUUGCUGUGCCAGCUGGGGAGUACUGAGGAAUGCCAAAAGUAACUGUUUGGAACUGAACUUGUAUUGUGCACCAUGGUGGUAAUCCAUAGGUAACAAGAAUGCCUUGGCUUGAGUGUCUAUUCAUGGCAUUUUUUGUCAAAGUUAUGUUUUCACACAGCAAGCAGCUUGCUUAAUGAGUCCUUACUCUCAAUGACAGCUGUGGGUGGAUGGAGGGUGGAGGUCUAGAUUUCAAUGUACACCUUCAAAGUGUUGAACAGGCUUUAUGUGCCAUGAUAUUACAUCAUUUUGAACAUGUUAUCAAUGCAAAUGAUAAACUUAUCAUUAAACCCAACAGUGGCUGCAACCAUUCCUCAAGUAUUAAGGCAUCUAUUCCUGCGGUUUUUCAAACUAGAGUAAAUAAUCUCAAAUCAAUUGGACAAACAAAAACUAAAUCCAAUCAGUAGAGAAAACCUUUUUUAAAUGAGUGCUCUGAUGAUGGUGACUUAUCUUGUACAGUCAAAUUAGAAGUGAAAUUAUUUUGCAGCGCAAAAUCAAAACUUGCAAUGUGAAUGAAAUACAUCAUGAUGUAACAAAAUUCAUUUUUAGAGAUUCAGAUUCAGUGAAUACAUCUUAUAUCAAUAACAGAGAGUUUAAACAUUGCAUAUCCAAUGUAGAUAGGUGUCAUUUAAUGUAUUGAUAUAGUUUGCAUGCAUAUCAAUAAGCAACUAGGCAUAAGUACCAUGUUUCAGCUGAGUCAUAAAAAAAACUCUUUCAUUGUGAGUGUCCAAACUUAGUCAUCAUGAUUUUUUUUAUAGUUGUAUUGUAACUCUGGUUCUACAGGUAGAGCUAAUUUCAAUAAAAAAUGUGCACCUUAAAAACCGCCUGCUGAUGAAGAAAUACAUUUGCAAAUUUCACAACAUAUACACCUGUACAUGGCAUAAAGAAGCACACUGUAAAUACAGAUAAAGACGUUCUGUGCUGAUUUGCUUGUGUUUUGUUGUUCGAUUCCCUUUUUCCUGCAAGAGUGGUAAAGAUCUUUUCUUCAUUGGCUUGCUUUUCUUAAGUUGCCCUACAUGUAGCUCUAUUGGUAACCUCAGAUUUCACUUGAGACUUUUGGUUUUCCAUUAUACCAGACAGGUUAUGAUUUUAUGUAUAUGAUAUAUAUCAACAUCAAUCAUAUCCAAUGAAAAAACAUACUUUUUAUUAAUAUGCCACUAGACGUCAUGGGGACUUAAUGGUGUUGCUUGCUGUGUGGACACUCAUAUCCAAGAUUCAAUACUUUAUUGCCAUGUUAACACAUUUGAUUGGAAUUUCUCAAUGUGCAGCUCAGAUUGCAACACAUUAACAGUGUGAUAGCUUUAAUGUAUCAUAGUCAUGCAUGAAGACAGCAUUCAGUCUCUCCAUAUUGAGAUUGGGGUUUUGGGGGUCGUCCAAAGGGAGAUGAGAAGGUUCUUGUAUAGUGCUUUAGGAAAAUGUCCCUCUCCUGAGCAUAAUGCAUCUGUGCAUUUUAAAAGUUCUUUUAUAGUGUAUUGCUUUUAGAAGACAGCCAGAGGACUGGGUGGGAGCUGUGGACAGAUUUUUUGCUUUUCCAAUGGUUAUGGCAGUUGUUGAUGGGGACUACCGGAGUGAUGUUGCUGACAAAGAUCAAAGAUGCUGUGUCACUCCAACUGUUAAAUUUUCUGUUAAAACUUGAGUUGAUUGAAAGUUCUGUACUCACAAAUGAAUCACCACUAAGUUAACACUGUAUGCUGAUGACACUGUUUUGUGUUUGUUUAGUGGAUGGGAGGGGGUGGGGAAGGGUUCAGACUAGUUUUGAUGUUUUACAGUCUGGUGUCUGAUAAAACUAUUAACUGACUUGUUAUCGUUGCUUUGUAAAUCCCAGCGCAGAUGCCACUUCAUCUGCAAGACUGAGAUCGUGUGAUUUGUUUUUCUUACAGUGAGCACUAUUUCGCUUCAGUGACAUGUGGCAGCUUCCAUUUAAAUCAGACUUCAAAAUAUGUCUUGCCAAUAAAGGAAUAGAACUGAAUAUUGUCUUCUCCCUUAAGGCUGAUGCAUUAAUAUUUUCAUUUGUGCAUAUUAAAUAUGUUGUGCGUUGGAAUAGAAGAAGUGUUCCCCAAAAUGUUUUACCUACUGUACUAUAAUUUUGCUCUCCCAAAGUUCCCAUAUAAAACGUAUCAUGAGCAAAACAACAUAUAAACAACGUAGGUUUGACGAGGAUUGAAUUUGAAAUAAAUAGCAAAAGGAUAUUUUAGGUUACUGUAUGUACCAUUUUAUUUUCAAUGAAAUGCCCAGUAAAGUGAAAAAUGGUCUUACAGUGUAACUGGUGUAGUUUUCUCCAUAUUAAAUUCUUUUGAUAAAGUCAUGUCUCUAGUUCAUGCAUUGCUGACCGAUGUGACUACAUCUCAGGUAGAAUGCAAAGUUUAGGCCCCACCAAUGACAUUAAAGCAAGUACAAUGCAUCCUCAUCCAAUUAGUUGCAACACAUUAUUUUGGAUCCAAGAGGCAAAAUUGGUGGUGUGUUGUACAUGUUUUCUGUAUUUUUCUUAAUAUUGGUGCACUGUAAAAUAUGUGUUUAGUAUUGCUUUGUGUUUACAUAGGUCAUAAAGAGUACACUGGAAUGAAUCCGAAUCAGAAGCUUGUUGUGGCUGUACUACUACUGUCACUUGCAAUGCACCACCGCCUUUGGAAGCACGUUUGAUUCCUGAAAGGUUUUGAUUGUGUCACCAGUCGUCGUUUUUUAGAUUUAUUAUUUUUGUCUCUCUGCUGUUAUUGGGAAAUGUUUAUGUGUAUUGAUGGAGAAAAGGAGUUCCACAUUCCCAUACGCAUUUUGUAUUGGUUCAUAAAUAGACAUUUUUACAAAACAA